Pseudoliparis swirei is the source of this 1778-nucleotide messenger RNA. It is a transcript of the gene prkaa2, whose product is annotated as protein kinase, AMP-activated, alpha 2 catalytic subunit. The transcript has 10 exons. The coding region runs from base 123 to 1778 and encodes 551 amino acids. The record is from RefSeq and is a predicted model, not a curated record. Gene Ontology annotation, cellular component: cytoplasm. Gene Ontology annotation, molecular function: ATP binding; protein serine/threonine kinase activity. Gene Ontology annotation, biological process: intracellular signal transduction; protein phosphorylation. NCBI's taxonomy places the organism in Eukaryota, Metazoa, Chordata, Actinopteri, Perciformes, Liparidae.
CUUUCUCCCUCUCUCUCCCCCUCUCAGUGACAGAAGUAAAGGGCCCCGCCCCUCCGUGCUUUCCCGUCGGCAGGAACACACGCGCGCGCUCCUAACCGAGCGAACCCACCGGAGGGAAGAAGAUGGCAGAGCGGCAACAGCCGAAACACGAAGGCCGGGUAAAGAUCGGCCAUUACAUCCUCGGCGACACGCUGGGAGUGGGAACCUUCGGGAAAGUGAAGAUUGGCCAGCAUCAGCUGACGGGCCACAAAGUGGCAGUGAAGAUCCUAAACCGACAGAGGAUCCGCAGCCUCGAUGUCGUCGGGAAGAUCAAACGGGAGAUCCAGAACCUCAAAAUGUUCAGACACCCACACAUCAUCAAGCUGUACCAGGUGAUAAGUACGCCCACAGACUUCUUCAUGGUCAUGGAGUACGUGUCUGGAGGGGAGCUGUUUGACUACAUCUGCAAACAUGGCCGGGUGGAGGACAAGGAGGCCUGCCGGCUCUUCCAGCAGAUCAUCUCCGGCGUGGACUACUGCCACCGGCACAUGGUGGUCCACAGGGACCUGAAGCCCGAGAACGUGCUGCUGGACGCCAACAAGAACGCCAAGAUAGCCGACUUCGGUUUGUCCAACAUGAUGUCGGACGGCGAGUUCCUGCGGACGAGCUGCGGAUCUCCAAACUACGCCGCGCCGGAGGUCAUCUCAGGAAGGCUGUACGCCGGCCCCGAGGUGGACAUCUGGAGCUUGGGGGUGAUCCUGUACGCGCUGCUGUGCGGCACGCUGCCCUUCGACGACGAGCACGUGCCCACGCUGUUCAAGAAGAUCCGGGGGGGCGUGUUCUACAUGCCCGAGUACCUGACCCGGCCCGUGGCCUCGCUGCUCGCCCUCAUGCUGCAGGUGGACCCUCUGAAGAGAGCCUCCAUCAAAGACAUCAGGGAACACGAGUGGUUCAAGCGGGACCUGCCAGGCUACCUGUUCCCCGAGGACCCGUCGUGCGACUCCUCGGUUCUGGACGAGGAGGCCGUGAGGGAAGUGUGCGAGAAGUUCGAAUGCACCGAGACGGAGUUCAUGUCCAGCCUGUACAGCGGAGAUCCUCAGGACCAGCUGUCCGUGGCCUACCACCUCAUCAUAGACAACCGGCGCAUCAUGACCCAGGCCAGCGAGUUCUACCUGGCCUCCAGCCCGCCGCAGGGCUCCUUCAUCGAGGAGGGCAUGCCGCUGCCCCCCGGGGUCAAGCCCCACCCCGAGAGGAUGCCCCCGCUGAUGGCGGACGGGCCCAAGAGCCGCUGCCCGCUGGACGCGCUCAACACCACGCGGCCCAAACCGCUGACGGUCAAGAAGGCCAAGUGGCACCUCGGCAUCCGGAGCCAGAGCCAGCCGUACGACAUCAUGGCCGAGGUGUACCGCGCCAUGAGGCAGCUCAGCUUCGACUGGAAGGCGGUGAGCCCGUUCCACCUGCGCGUGCGGAGGAAGAACCCGGUGACGGGCACCCUGGUGAAGAUGAGCCUGCAGCUGUACCAGGUGGACUCCAGGUCCUACCUGCUGGACUUCAAGAGCAUCGACGAUGACAUCAUCGAGGCGGCGGGCUUCAAGCCGGGUCCCUCCGCCCCCCAGAGGUCGGGCUCCACCGCCGGCCUCCACCGGCCCCGGCUGAGCGUGGACCCGACCGCCGACCUGCCGCAGCUAAGCUCCUCCCUCCCGGGGUCGCUGACCCCGCUCAACCCCCCGCGCCAGGGAUCGCACACCAUGGACUUCUUUGAGAUGUGCGCCAGUCUGAUCACCACACUGGCACGCUGA